This is a messenger RNA of Phytomonas sp. Hart1, 535 nucleotides long. Lineage: Eukaryota; Euglenozoa; Kinetoplastea; Trypanosomatida; Trypanosomatidae. The record is from the annotation of a GenBank genome assembly.
UCUGUCCUCCAAGGACUUGGAACGGUAGUUCAUAUCUAUAUUUUUUUAAUACAUAGGUAUAGGGAACAUUGUCCUAUGUUACGUCACUCCAAGGAGGACUUACAAAUGUGCCGAAAGCCGGUAGGAGAGGCAUUGGGCUAUGUUUGUGUGUUACACGAGGGCCGGUGCGUUAUUUGCGAUUUUCAAUACGAAGAGACACUAGAGACGAUGCGCAAGGUUCAUUUAUGCGAGGACUGCAGCCUCGUCCGGGAAGGAGAAGAGCGGUGUAUCAUGUGUGGUUCAAAUAACACAACAGAGGUGGCUUACUACUGCCAGUAUUGUGUUGCGUUAGAGAAAGACAGAGAUGGGUGUCCGCGGGUCCUGAACAGGACACGACUGCAGCUGAACGCUGCCUUGCGUGCUGCUGUUCUACAGCAAUCUCGACCACAGUAAUGUCUCUAUGAGACGGUCGGUUGUUUUUACAGGACCUUGCGAUAUAUUCUUAUUGCCGCGUUUAAAGGAUAAUAUUUCGAAGCUGUUUUGCGUCUAAAAGAAA